AUGAAAGGCGAUGAAAUGACGAGGUAUGGAAAAAUGAUGGAUAAAAGGAAGAGUUGACAAGCUUUUAUUCUCUUCAGUAAAAAUGUUAAGUGGAAAUUCAAACUGGCACUAUAUUUCUGUAAAGGGAGUACAUUUAAUAAGCCUAUAUUUUACGCGAACGACAGAUCCAAAAAUAAAAAAGAGCAGCCGCAAAUAGCAAUUAAACAAGUAAUUUCAACAUAGGUAUAUUAAUUAAGUAAGCGCAACUCUCAUUUUAAUGACUAGAGCAGUACCCAGGUUCGGCAUACUUAGGAUGAGACUUCGGUUAAUCAUGACAGCUUUAAAAAUGGCAUGUUUUGUCGUAAAGUUGAGUUGCAAAGAAAAUAAUAGUCGGAAAGAACGCGGAAAAAUCGUAGUGGGCUUUCGAGAAAUACUUCCUGACGCAUGCAAUAUUUUUUAUUGCAUAUAAAUUUGCUAUGCUUCGCAACACAUAAACUUAAGCUUAUUGUGCGCCGAAAAAUUCCGAACGCAGUCAUCCCACUCCGAGCAACGUCUUGUUGUGAGCAUUUGACAACACUGCAAACCUGCCCUGUCCAGUAUUUUAGUGUGUGUGUUUUUUGAGUGCCUAUUGUGGAUUUUUUAUUUAUUAAGUUUUUAUUCUCUACAAAUGAUAGAAGACAAUGAACCUAUUUAUUGAACUUUGUUAUUUGGUGAAAUUCAUGAUCAGCAUCCUUUCAUAUCCCGUGCAACAAAAUAGUGCAUCAGUAUGAUAACUCUUUUUUUUUAUUAUUUGCAUUACAAUACAUUACAGAUACAUUACAAUACGAUAGACUAUAAACUUAAACGCUCUAGUAACUUUUCAAAAAAUAAUAAGUACAUUCCAAGAACACACGUUUAAGGGUACAGAGUCCAAAGGCAGAGUCCACUUCUUAUUAAAUUUGUCCAUUUUAUCAGUUUUAACACAUACAUACUUUUCUGUUUCAUACUUGAUUUUAACAACUCAUAUCUUUUUAGCAAUGAUAAGUGUGAUAAAAAGAUUGUGGUUCUACAUGGGUGGUUUUAGCAUGGCCAAGCCAGACUUGCAGCAAAGAAAAGUCAAUAUCUGCUAUCAAAUUUAGACUCCCAGAGCUUUUCUUCGCCAAAAUCAUCCUUUAAAGCAGGGGAUUAUUUUCUUGGUUUUUGGUUAAAAUCUAGACAAAGCAAGUGCCUUAUAAAAUUAAUAAUCUUGUAGCCUGUGAAUACAGUUUCUCCUUGCUCCUCACUGCUAGGGACGUUUCACCCGACUUAGCGACAGAAGUUCCAUACUGUCGACGUAAAUCAAUGUUUACAUUAUAAAUCCGGUAGUCAUGGUGUUCCAAAUGUAAAUUUGUUUGAUUUUUUGUUUCUCCUAGUACGUUAUGGUAAAGUUUAGUGUUCUUCUGCAAACAAGCUCCAGCAAAACUCGGCCGGAUGCUUUUUCUAAAGAAGAAUAUAUUCUGGGAAUUUUGUAGUAGAUUCAUCACGUUUACAUUUGAACUUUGUAGCCCUUUGUCUGUCAUUCAUAAACAGUUACUAAAACAAUAUAAGUACUAUCUUAAACAAUCAGAGCUCGUGACAAGAUUCCAGACAGAUUUUUCGUCAUCAGUCUCGAAUUUCUGACGCUGACUCACAGAUUUUCCUCCAGGCCAAACAUCCUUAGCUGCAAGGAGCAAGGAGAAAUGGCUGUAGCCAAAGGCUACUAAUAUCUUGUAGCCUGCCCCAGGCCAAAGAUAGUGGGGACAAUAGAUCAAAAGAAAAUGUGCAAAACCACUUGACUGGGUAGAUUGAGGUAUUUAAGAAGUUGCUUACAGGUUUUCUCCUCUCUACCUGCUGUUUUUCAUUUGCUUGCUUUUUCCGUUGCUCACUCGCUUUUUCACUUGUCUACAUUUUGACUGAGAGCCUGGCACAGGCUACUUGUCUUGUCUCUUGCUACCUCGUGCCCUGUUAGACCAUUCAGCUUUAGUGGGUUGGUAUAUCAAUUUUGUCAUUAAUUAUUGUGGGUCUAGCUUCUAGUUUUUCACAACCAUCAACUGUAUAUAGGGCCAAGUUGGAAGGAAAAUGGGGUGUUUUUACUACAAAUAAUAAUGAUGAUGAUGAUGAUAAUAACAAUAGUUAUAAUUAUACCUGGAUUUCUGAAAACCGUGUUAGCAAAAAAAACAACUCAAUCUACUACUUAGCAAUUUAAAACAAUGAAAAAGCCUUUAAAAGCCUUUAUCUGAUGCCAGGCAGUAAGUUAGUGGCCCCUAGAAACAUUUCGCCAAGUCCAAAUGUAAAAAGACACAAGUGUUAGAACAUUUAUUCAGUAAUCUGACUCCAUGAAGUUUCUUACCAUGGUCAUUUCAGUCUGGAAAUUUUUAAGCUGAGUGAAAUGUAGCCAAAAAGUGCCUGAUUAAGGCUUAUAUAACAACAUUAGGCGUACAUUACUUAAAUAGCUAGCAAAACACUGCUUUUUUCUCAGGUUGAUAAAUGACAGGAUUUUGCAUGAAACAGACAACAAAAUAUUGAAACAUAGUGCACAAAUUAUCAUCUGAUCUGAAAAAACCAGCCUACAGUGUAUAUAUGGUUCAAAGCCAAGUACCUGCUGAAACUAGCCCUAGAUCCAAUUUUGCUGAGUGGAGAAUUAGUUUUCUAAUUGUGUCAACUUUUUCCCAUUUCAGAGCUUUACAUGAUGCUCUUCAGGAAACUUUUCUCAUGGUGACCAACAACAAAAUUUAAUUCAGUUAACCAAAGCCAGCUUUAGGCACACACUGAUUUCAAAUAAUAUUACUGUCACUUGUGGUAGAGAUAGAAUUGUGGGUAGGGAUGGAAAAAGACCAAAGGGGGAUAGAGGGAGGAGAGGGGGGAGGUUAGAUAGAAAUUCACAAAAUUCUGUCCACAGCCACUUCUUCUACACCCAAACCAUGAAACAACCAAGAUAAGAUGCAACAUAAAGAAACAACACAGUAAACAGGCUAAGAAAGGGGAAGUUGAGAUUUUUUACAAAAUGUUUGCUAACCCGGUUUUCAUAAAUCCAGGUAGAAUAAUCUUAUAUUAAUGAUAAUAAUUUGCAUGUUAGUAACUCAACUGCAGGACUCUGAACUCAACCAGCUUUUCCAUCAUUUUUUUUUGUUCUUUCAGGAUAAUAUGGGAACUGAUCAAGGAAAAGCUUCUGUUUCCUUAUGUGGAUAUGGACAUUAAGUCCUAUGAUCUUUCAAUCCAAAACAGAGAUCAAACUGAUGAUAAAGGUGAGAUUGCAGUAGUACUAUACUGCUAUUUGCACUGUCUAAAGGAUUCACCUUUUUCACUACUAGGCAAGACUUGAUACCUGAGAUCCAGAGGUUUCUCCCAUUUUGCUUACCACAAUCUUGUCAUCAUCAGCACACCCUUCUCCCCACAGAGUCAAAGCUCAUCUGGUAGUCCAGGACAAGGAGAUUUUCUUGCUUGGCAAGUAAAAUUAAAAGCUGGUUUAGGCAAGUUAAUCCUCUAACAAAGUCGUAAGGAUAAGCAAGAAGUGGCUCCUGCAGGCAAGAGAAAUUUGAGAACUGCUUGCCAAAAGGACAAGUUGGAUUCAAGUUAUUUUUUUUUUCAAGCCCUGUAGAGUCCCACUCUCCUUUCCUCUAAAAGGCCCAGUCCUCUAAAUAACUCACUCUCUCUUCCGAAGAAAGCCAUGGUAAACUGGGAUUAAAACAACAAACAUGUACUUCUGAGACAAGAAUCUAAGGCAAAGAAAUUCUUAACUCCUGUAUGGUUGUGACGUUUAGUUACCAUAGAAGCAGCAGAAGCAGUGAGGAAGUACAAUGUUGGCAUCAAGUGUGCAACAAUUACUCCAGAUGAGAAGAGAGUUGAAGGUCAGUUUUGAGACAGAACUCUUUCAAAGGGUUGUUGUGUUAGUAGCACUAAAAGUGACUUUUUGAACGUGGCAUAAUAUCGUUCUGUUUAUUUAUCAUAAUAUAAUAUUACCACAACUGAUUGAUAGGUUCCUUCUGGAGGUACCAAGGCACAGAUUACGUACGUACAACAAAAGAAACAAUACAACCAAACAAUAAAGUCCUCUGCAGGCGAACUCUUUUGUUAGGUUCCUUUGUUUCUUUUGUGAUGACGGUACCUACAGAAAGACCCGAUUGAUAGUUUCCUUUAAACAUUACAAUGAUUAUUAUUUUGAAGCCAGUAGAAUAUAUGGGUAAACAAGAACAAUGCAAGUAUAGAUCAACAUUUGUUGCACUUUCUUGUUUCUUUCUCCAAAUCGCUGUCUUUCUCACUUUCUCAUAAAUCAAGGGAAGAAUUUCAGAUGAGAUUAAAAGGCACUUAGUUGAUUUUCCAUGCAACCCUUCGAACGUUACUUAUAAUUCAUUUCUAUUUUAUUUACAUUUUUCUAUGGUUUGAGUUUAAAUUUUUGCUUUCUACAACGUGUAAUUACUGGAAUUACUGUAGUCUGAAUACAUGUUUUUCUCAAUGAAUUAAUUUUAGUUUCUUGUUCUAAAACCCAGAGUUUAACUUGAAGAAAAUGUGGAAAUCACCAAAUGGAACAAUCCGUAAUAUCCUUGGAGGAACAGUGUUUAGAGAAGCCAUUAUCUGUAAGAACAUUCCGAGAUUAGUUUCUGGAUGGACAAAACCAAUCAUCAUUGGUCGUCAUGCUCAUGCUGAUCAGGUACAUGUACAUAAAAAAAAUUACUCAGGCUGUCUACAGCUCCAAUCAUCUUCCAAUCAUCAUAUUGUACAAACAAAUUAAUAUACAUGUAUCUUAAUUACCGGUAGUUCCAUUUGAAAUCUAGCGUGUUUUUUUCAUUUUAUUAAAUGUUUCAUGUCCUCCCCAAUCAAGAUAUUAAAUAAACUUGCCAUGCAAAAGCUAAUAAACAGAAUGAUAUUAUGUGGGAGUAAAGAAAUCAGAAAAAAACUUCAAUUAUAAUAAAAGUUAUAACAAAAAAGAAGGAGAUAAACAACAUACAAAAAAAUCAAUGAUAAAGGUAUGUAUUACUACUUUAGAAGAGAGGUCAAAAACCAUACCUUGUCCAGUGGCACGUCCCCAUAUAGGCCAUGUAAGGGAGUACCUCCAGAAAACCUGAUGAAAAUAUGUGAAAUACCCUGAGACAAGAAAACACCCUGUGAGAAACCCUGUGAAUUUUGCACAGCCUAAAUUUUGAGAAAAUUUCAAAAUUUAGGACCCCGUGAUAAAAUCUGCUACUAAAACAAGCCUGUGAAAAAACCUAUGAUCAAAGUUUAAGAAAAUUGCCCAAAAAACACCUCUGAAAAAUCCUGUGAAAAAAAAACUAUGAAAACAGUUUUGAGAAAAUUGCUUAAAAACGCCUCUGAAAAACCAUAUGAAAAUAGCUCAAAGGAAUAUCUUGAUGUUAUGUAAAUUCUUAACAUUAACACAGGAAUAGAAGGCCUGGCAAGCAAGAGUUCAUGUGCCUUUUUAACUGUCUAGCUAUUGUCCACAGUCAUUUAAGACAUUAAGCUCUAACCCUUGUCUAACUGAUGUUGGUAUGUAUGUUUUAAUUCCUUCAGUACAAAGCAACAGACUUUGUUGUCCCUGGUCCUGGUAAAGUAGAAAUGAUGUACACACCUUCUGAUGGCAGUGAACCAGUUAAAUACCUUGUACACAGCUUCUCUGGUGAUGGUGGAGUGGCAAUGGGAAUGUUUAACACAGAUGAGGUAAAACUUAUUUUAUUGAAGUAUCAUAAAUAAUUAAGUAUUGUUAUUUUCUUUUGAAAAAAUGCUUUGAUCAGUUUGUUGUGGGUUACUGUCAUCGUUGCUAGACCUUUCUAUUGAUUAUGAGCUGUUAAUCUCCCUUUAGCAGAUUAAAAGACAGUUGAUGACUGCAAGCACAUUUAAAUGAGUGUUUUCUUUUUCAGUUCAGUCUAAUACCUUUUGGACAUUGAAAAUAAAAAUUUAGUUGGUAUCAACAAAACGGUAUGUUGAGUGGGGCAUGAUAUACAGCUGCAGGUUACGCACAGCUAGUGGUCUAUCAUAAAAAAAACCUGAAGUCUCUUACUACAUGUACACAAGUGAUAAACACAGCAGUACUUCUUUCAGAUUUUACUGAUGUUAAAUUAUGUCAUGACAUUCUGUCAACAGUCUAUCAAGAAUUUUGCCCACAGUUCGUUUCAGUAUGCACUACAGAUGGGGUACCCAUUAUACAUGAGGUAAACUUACUUUUUACCCAGGUUUUGUAGAAUAAUAUUCUGUUCCAGGCUUUGACAAGAAAAACUUAACCUUCGCCCCUGAGCCGCCCGUAUUCGCCCGUGCGGAUCCACGUCCCUGCUAUCACUUGUGACGUCAUCAGUUUUAAAGGUCAAUGAUAACUGUGUUCCCUAACUUGUGCAGAGUGAAAAGGUCUUUCAAACCAUACCAGAAUGAGCACAAUUCAGUCAGGGACGCCGGAGAAAAAGGCCAAAAAAACAUGUAACAUUAACUUGGAAAUUUCCAUGAAAAUCUUGUUCCACUACCCACCUACUUUCCCUUUCAUCUAAUCCUAAGAUACUAAAAGCUUUCUUACAAACUUUUCCUACCAAAAUGAAUCCUACUAAAUGCCCAGCAAAAGAAACAAAAUGAGGCAAGAAAAGCGAAAAAAGAAGGGAGGAGAAAAUUUAAGCGAAAAGUAAAAGUCAAGACUGCUGUGUCACUUUUAAACCCCUCGAAAUUUUACUUUCUACGCAUGCCCAAACUUCGCAAGCUAAUAUUUUGCAUCUGGAUCAGAAGGCCGCGAAGUGUACGAACUGUGAAUGGCUUUAUGGUACGCUUUAGCUCUUUAUAACACGUCAGUGACCAGAAAACCGCUCGACUAGCGUUAAAACGCGUUUUUGGCAAAUUUUUCCAGGGGCGAAUGGGUUAAUGUGCUCAUUUUGUUCAUGCCAGUGACAUAUUGAGCUGCUCAGUCAAACUAGAUCCUCACUUAAAAUGUCCCUUGGGCUUGUAUUGCAAUAUGUCAAUUGGGUAGUGAAGAGGGGAGGGUCAUAGAUGUCUAUUCAAUUCAACUACUUUUCUUCGUCUACUUUUGGUACUUUUCCUACUGCAUUUCAGUUGCUAUGUAUAGCCAGAAAACUAUGCCCAAUUACCACACUGUAUUUAAAGACUCUUUAAUACCAGAUUUACUGAGGCCAUUCUAUGAUAGUGUCCUACAAAGUUACAUCUUCACUUAUGGUUGCUAUACAUAUCAUAGGUUAAUGUUCACUACCUGAUGAACUGGACGGUACAUGUAAAUGCCUUAUGUGAAUUGAAAACAAAUGCAUAAUUCAAAUAUGUUUACGACAUGUUUAAAGCACUCGUUGCAUACGAAGUUAAACCAGUAAAUUCCCUUGAGGUCAGCUUACAGUCGAACCUCCAGUAACGGCCACCGUUCUACAAUGGUAACGGCCACCACUGCGCGUCCCGAACUGCCGAGAUAACCUCUCGACAAUGGCCAGCGACUGACGAAGAAGUCAGGAAUGGUCGCAAAAUAUGAUCCUUCCGGCGCGUUGAUGAUUAAUCGCGACAAUCGUAUUUUGAUUGUGCUCCAUUUAUUCUGCUGCGGUAACCCUAAAUUUUCUGCAACACUUCACAGCGAAUGGGGUACAGUAUGCAUGAACUUGGCACAAUAAACAUGUUGUACUCUCCUAAAAAAAAUUGUCAUAUUACACCCCUGCGUCUCCAUAAGGGCCACCUCCCUACAACGGUCACUUUCUUUUGUCCUCAAGGUGGCUGUUGUGGAGAGAUUUAACUGUAUUUAUUUAAUCCUCCUUAACUCAUUAUGUCAUCAAUUUAAUAUCUUUUUCAGCACAAAGAACACAAUUUUGAAGAAGUAUGAUGGCAGGUUCAAGGACAUUUUCCAAGAAAUUUAUGAAAAGUAAGUUUACAAAAAUCAUACCGCUGAUUAUUGCUAUAUAAAACAGUAUUACAGAUUGUCACGUUUUGGACUGUUAGAGUGAGUUAGAAUAGAACAUGUUUUUAAUUGGAUAGAAGGGGAUUGGGAUUCUGGUGUAGGAGAGGGUAGGGACAAUAGUCUGGAACGUGGCUUUGGUUGGGGCCAUUAGAACUGCGUUAACACGUGUUUCUGAUGUAAGUUUUAAUUUUUCAUUGCUUAUUUGCAGAGACUAUAAAAAGAAGUUUGAAGAGAAGAACUUGUGGUAUGAACACAGGUUAAUAGAUGAUAUGGUAGCGUAUGCUCUCAAAUCUGAAGGUGGCUUCAUGUGGGCGUGUAAGAACUACGAUGGUGAUGUACAGUCGGAUUCUGUUGCACAAGGUCAGUGUUUGGGUGGGGGGGGGGGGGGUACUAAAAAAGGUUUUUUGAAGGGAGGCUCCCCCCCGGGGUCUAACCCUUUAUCGUUUUUUAUACCAUUUUUUUAAGGGGGGAGCCUCCCUGUAUAGGCCCUUAUAAGGGGUAUGCCCGGGGUUCGGGGGUGGGUUUUGUCUUGUACUAGCGGAAACCAUUCUAACAAAUCAAAAAAUAAAUAGGGAGUCGGGUUGUGUUAGAAGAAAAGGUUGAAGAGGGUUGGUGCAGGAUACGCCUGCUAUUGGGGGGGGGGGUGGGUGGGGGGAGGGGAGUGAUGUGGGGUGUUUGGUGGGGGGGGGGUGGGGGGGGGGGGGGGGGGGGGGGGGGGGGGGGGGGGGGGGUACUAAAAAAGGUUUUAUGCAGGGAGGCUCCGCCCCGAGGUCUAACCCUUUAUCGUUCUAUAUACCAUUUUUGUCAGAGUGGAGCCUCCCUGUAUAGGCCAUUAUAAGGAGUAUGCCCGGGGAUCAGUGGUUGGUUUUGUCAUUGACUAGCUGAAACCAUUCUAACCAAUCACAGAAAAACUGAUUAAAGAAUGAAGAAAGUUUCUCGAAAGUAGCCUGCGUCCGUGACGGUUUUAUAAGGGAAGGUCAACGGAGAGGAGGGCAAACGGAAGCAGUGCUCAUUCUCGUGGCUUUGCUGCUCGCUCACUCCUCUCCUCAGCACAACUGCUGCUAGCUAGCCAGGGUUUUUUCAAUAGUUUUCUCUUUUUUUUUUAUUUUUUCAGGAAAUGAACCGAGCACAAAUCCAGACAAUUUUAACUGAUUGUAAAAAUUUUAUUGACUUCAAGGAAUGCAUGAAUGGAACCUUUCUAGAAGCAGGCGUUGUAUCAAAACUUUCUAAGACAUUUCUUUUACCAUCUGGCUGUCAAGUUGUCCAAAGAUUCCGCUCAAAAGUGAGCUGUUCAAUAUCUUUCAAACUACACUUCAAUAUCUUUCCGAUUACACUGUAAAAAUUCCGGUCUAACUCACCCACAACCUCGUUCCCAGGGUUUUCUCCUAGACGGGUAGGAGAGAGAACCUGGGUGAAUCGUUUUUUUUUUUUUUUUCUGAGUAAUUUACGGAUCGUGGUGAUGUUUUGCAGGUUUUGGUUCACUGGGAAUGAUGACAAGUGUUCUUGUUUGCCCUGAUGGCAAGACAGUUGAGUCUGAGGCAGCUCAUGGAACAGUAACAAGACAUUACCGCAUGCAUCAACAGGGGAAAGAGACCUCCACUAAUCCAGUUGGUAAGAAACCAGACUGUUCACUGUUCCUUAUUUUACCGUAAGACCGUCGAGAUCAAAGACUUUGCGUUAUGGGUGGCCAUCUUGGAUGAACAUCAAAUGUAUUUAGGGAUCGGGGGGCACGGUUUGAGAGGAGGCGAGAAAGUGCCUCUGUCCCCCUACCUCUAUAAACCCCGACGCCCUCCCCCUCGGUACAUAUGAAACCACCGGUCAAGCCCGAUUUUUUUAAGGUUCUUUUUCAACCGCUCAGGUUGUUCAUUCUGUUGUGAAGAUCAUGUUCACUUUAAUAACAGGCUUCUCUUCAUUUCAUUUUAAGCUUUUACUGUCACAUUCUUGCAAUUUUUUACAAGCCUGCCAGGAAGCUUUAUUGUGAGGAUGAGCAUAGGCCAUAGGGCAAUUCUUUUUUGUCCUUAUUAAUUAUCUGUUGUGUGUCUUAUUUGUCUGCAGCGUCAAUUUUUGCUUGGACACGAGGCUUGCUUCACCGAGCUAAGCUUGAUGGUAAGUAUUAAUGUCAAGUACCUGAAGGAACCUGACGUAAAACAUUUCUUUAGUCUUAACUAAAUGGACCAACUUUCAUGAACGCAUUUUGAUUUGCGUGAAAAUGUCACGAGGUAGAUAAAGAGCUAGAUAAAAAAACAUUAGGAGAAGGAAUUAAUUACGUUUUAGAGGAUUUAACGAAAACAAAAAACGAACAUGUUAAACUCCCUUUGGCUGUAUAUACCGGCACUUCUGCAUCGAAAUUUGCCCUCCGAGUUUAUAUCUGUCCCCCUAGUUUAGUUCUUUGUAAUUCAUUUUCUGUGUACUUCAUGAAGAGAGGUAUCUGCUUGAGAGAUAAAACCAUCAGAAGGAAGAAAAGACGGAAAUAAAAAAUGGCUUUAAAAGCAGCACAGCUUUCGUGUUCACCACCGCUAACAUGAAUUAGAGUUCGCUGUAUACUGGCACUAGGCCAGAAGCGCUGGACGGGCAAGAAAUCACUGGGACGUCCCGGAGCGAGCCGGCGCGAAAUGUGCGCGGAGUCACGCAGACUAUUUUUGUUGUUAAUAAAAUGUUUUUUCAAUACGGAGAAAAUUGGAACCUUAUAAGCUAAUUUGGGUGCUCUUCAUUCAUAUCGGUGUCGGACAAAAGUAAAAGGAUUAAAACGGGUGUUCACCAAAUCGCCUGAUUGCAAAAAUGUUAAGACAACACCAUAGCGUCUGAGACCAUUCUCAACUGCUCCUUUGACUGAGGUAUCAUUGCUGUGUUUUUACCAUUCUUGAGUAAUGUAACUGGAUUGUGGUGUAAAAUUAGACAUAUCACUCAGUAACUUUGUAUCUAUUGUUACUCCAGGGAACGACAAUCUUACAAACUUUUGCCGUACUUUAGAAGAAACCUGUGUUGAUACAAUCGAAGCUGGUCACAUGACCAAAGAUCUUGCUGGCUGUAUCAAAGGAUUGCCGAAUGUUCAGAGAUCAGAUUACUUGAACACAUUUGAGUUUCUUGAUAAAAUAGCUGAGUAUCUGGCUGUCAAAUUGAAGCAAUGCCCGAAUCACCAUUUGUAGGGUAGUUACUUUCUAGUACCGUAAAAUUCCGAAAAUAAGCCCCUCCAUGUGUAAGCCCCUCCAAACAUAAUCCCCCCAAACCGGUAACGCAAAAAACCCUCCGUUAAAUCGCCCCUCCAAAUAUAAGCCCCCUGGGGGCUUGUGCUUGGAAAAUUGCCCUCAAGUACAAAGUAAAACAAAGCAAAAACGGUAAAUUUCCUACCAACUAUAAGGCUAGCCCAAUCGAUUUGGAAACGCAAAUUUCCCUCCGUAGAUAAGCCCCCCCGAAUAUCAUGAGCCCCUCCAAAAAUAAGCCCCUCAAAAAGGGUCGUUGAAAAAUAUAAGCCCCGGAGCUUAUUUUCGGAAUUUUACGGUAUUUUAUAUGGAGGGAAACAUUUUACCCUUGAAUAAAUUAAUACGGCUACGCCAAAGAUGAUGAGACGACACAUUAGUGACCUUCUACCUGUAGGUAAUAUUGCAAUUCAAUUUUUUCGGUUAGUUUUUUUACUCAUUUUGCUUUCCAAAUAAUAAUAAUAUUUUAAUUUGUGAAAGAGGAUAACUUAAGUUGUAAUCAAGUUGACUAUUCCGUGACUUUGAAAACAAAAAGCUCAUAUUUUUAAUAAUAUUAAAUUGAUUAAAGUUGUUAACUUAAUUUUUUUAAAAUUAGACUUUGAGCAAAAUCAAAGCGAACGAAAAUAAUAUUUUAAAUUUGACCAAACACAGAUGUUAUUACAUACACUCAUGCGCACCCCAACUGAUUGACUGCAAAUCUGCAAAUACAAAAGAAUACUUUUUCUGUGCUGACAGUAAAAUUGGGUUUUAUUUAGAUGCUUUAGAUUUCUUCGGUGUCUGUAUCGAUUGUUUUUAAUGGGUAGGUCCAAUUCAGUUUUCUCUUAGUUGUAUUUUCAGUACAGGACGUUAUUUACCAUUUACCAUAGUCACUUUAUUGUUUUACCUGUGCACUCACUUUCGAGUCAAAAAAUGUUAACAUUUUCGCAACCUGAAUAAUAAAGAUACAGCCUGCAAUCUGUUGCGUCAG
Messenger RNA from Porites evermanni, 11998 nucleotides. Lineage: Eukaryota; Metazoa; Cnidaria; Anthozoa; Scleractinia; Poritidae. The record is from the annotation of a GenBank genome assembly.